Chlorocebus sabaeus (green monkey) is the source of this 687-nucleotide messenger RNA. Lineage: Eukaryota; Metazoa; Chordata; Mammalia; Primates; Cercopithecidae. The record is from RefSeq and is a predicted model, not a curated record.
AUGCCUGCCCUAGUUCCCACGUGCUGCUCUUUCCGCAGGUACAUUCUGAUCGACUGGCUGGUGGAAGUUGCCACCAUGAAGGACUUCACAAGCCUGUGUCUGCACCUGACCGUGGAGUGUGUGGACCGGUACCUGCGGAGGAGGCUGGUGCCGCGGUACAGGCUCCAGCUGCUGGGCAUCGCCUGCAUGGUCAUCUGCACCCGGUUCAUCAGUAAAGAGAUCCUGACUAUCCGGGAGGCUGUAUGGCUCACAGACAACACGUACAAGUAUGAGGACCUGGUGAGAAUGAUGGGCGAGAUCGUCUCCGCCUUGGAAGGGAAGAUUCGAGUCCCCACCGUGGUGGAUUACAAGGAGGUCCUGCUGGCGCUAGUCCCCGUGGAGCUGAGAACCCAGCACCUGUGCAGCUUCCUCUGUGAGCUCUCCCUGCUGCACACCAGCCUGUCUGCCUAUGCCCCAGCCCGCCUGGCUGCCGCAGCCCUGCUUCUGGCUAGACUGACACACAGGCAGACACAGCCCUGGACCACUCAGCUGUGGGACCUCACCGGAUUCUCCUAUGAGGACCUUAUUCCCUGCGUCUUGAGCCUUCAUAAGAAGUGGUGAGUUUUGGCCAGGCGCGGUGGCUCACACCUGUAACCCCAGCACUUUGGGAGGCCGAGGCAGGCAGACCAUUUGAGGUCAGAAGUUCGA